This is a messenger RNA of Musca vetustissima, 1164 nucleotides long. RefSeq lists its product as uncharacterized. Bases 1 to 1164 code for a protein of 387 amino acids. The record is from RefSeq and is a predicted model, not a curated record. The transcript is spliced from 3 exons. Lineage: Eukaryota; Metazoa; Arthropoda; Insecta; Diptera; Muscidae.
AUGAAAAAUAUUAACGAACGGUUUAUAACGCGACAAAUAAUCACAUUUGUGAUUUUACUAAUAAGUGUUGUGACUUCAUGUUUAGCAAAUUCUGUCAAUAAAUCAGAAAAUUUACAAGAAUUUAAAUACUGUUUGAAGAGUUCGAAACAACCGAGCUUAAGAGAAUGUAUUGGUCGUAGUGCUAUUAGUUUCCUGCAACGUUUCGAUGAACGGGAUAAUUUCACUUUGACAAUGGAUCUGGUUGCGGCAAAAACGGAUAAUGCUGCAAGUAGAUCAUUGGUGAAUUUCUUGGAUACCGAUCCAGUGGAUGUUAGGGGAAUUUUAGAAAAUGCUGGUGCUGUAUUCAGCCAACGUUCCUUGGAAUGGCAUAUGGAUGCAUUAUAUCCGGGAUUAAUGUUGAAAAUUGGUCCUUCGGCCGAUAAAAACAGUGUAGCCGAAUUCGUGCUCGAUCCUACCAUAGAUGAAAGAAAUUUCAACAUUGAAGAUGCCUCAACAGCCCGCAUACUGACCAAACAAUAUGUGUUACCAUUUUUACUUGGCCUUAAAUUCAACUUGGUAGCACUGGUGCCAAUACUGUUCACAGUUAUUUGCCUACUGCUGAAGAAGUCGCUAUUUAUAGCUAAGAUUGUUGUUUAUAUAAGCAGCGUUUUAGGCGUUGGUGGUGUAGCUGGUGCGAUAUCAUCAUUCGGUGCUGGUGGUGGUUGGGGCAGUCUUUUUGGUCCAUCAAUACCACCGCCUCAUCCCUAUCCACAACAACCACAUGGUGGAGGACAUUUUCCGGGAGGCUUUGGUUUGGCUCCGGCAAAACAACAAACCGUCUUUUCACAUUUUGAUCAAGAUGAAUUUCAACAUACGGGGCCGUAUAAACGACAAGAUCGUAAAGUCGUCUUUGAGAAGCCACGAGAAGAUGAUAACACCAACAAUAAAGUUAUUGAUGAUAAACUAGUGCGUUCAACAGUACCUCCUUCGGAUAAUUUUUAUAAUUUUGAAAAGCAAGUGCUGUUACAUGACCGCAGUGGAGGUAUGCGUCAAGCUAGAGGUAAAUUGGGCCCAUCGGCAUACGAUGAAGACUAUGAAGAAAUGCCUGGUGUUAUAAAUGUUUCCUCCAAUCAUCGUUUUAAAACUUCUAAUGAUAAUUCAGGAUGGAAGAUAGUACGUGCUUAG